AUGCCCCAGCGCAGUGCCGAGGACGCCCUCUAUAAUCUAAUGAGUCACAUCAGAAGCAAACUCCACGAGAAAAAGAUGAUAGUGCUAAUAUCCCUGGAUAUAGAGGGCGCCUUCGACAGCGCUUGGUGGCCGAUGAUAAGGGUCCGGCUGGCUGAGGAAAAAUGCCCGGUAAAUCUGAGACGAGUAAUCGAUAGCUACCUGAGGGACAGGGCAGUCGAAGUAAGGUAUGCUGGAGCACGGGCAACGCGUCAAACGGAGAUAGGAUGUGUGCAGGGUUCGAUAGGGGGACCACUAUUGUGGAAUGUCCUCCUAGACCCCCUAUUGAGACAGCUAGAACAUCAAGGCGUCUACUGCCAAGCGUUCGCGGACGAUGUCGCGCUGGUAUUUGAUGGGUGGACGGCCCUCGACAUUGAAAGUCGUGCAAAUGCCGGCCUCGAACAUGUUCGGAAGUGGGGUGUCGUUAGCAGGCUGCGAUUCGCACCGCACAAAACAUGUGCGAUGCUAAUCACACGCAAGCUGAAAUACGACACACCACGUCUGAGCAUGGGCGGGGUCGCCAUAGGCAUGACCGAAAGUGUCAAACUUCUGGGACUUACCAUCGACCACCGGUUGACCUUCAACGCCCAUAUGGCUGCUGUUUGUAAGAAGGCGAUAGCCAUCUACAAACAGCUGGCCAGGGCGGCAAAGGUGAACUGGGGUCUGCACCCAGAAGUUACGAGGACAAUAUACACAGCGGUGGUGGAGCCGAUAAUCAUGUAUGCGGCAAGCGCGUGGUCGGAAUCGGUGACGAAGAUAGAGUUCCGGAGGCAGCUGAGCGUGGUGCAGAGGGGCUUCGCCCAAAAAAUCUGCAGGGCUUACCGCACGGUGUCUCUGAACUCCGCACUGGUACUGUCAGGAAUUCUCCCUCUAGACCUCCGUAUACGUGAGGCCGCCUCACUGUACGAGGCGAGGAGGGGGAAGGCCGACGGGCUAGUGGGAGACAGGGACGUCGAACGGAUGACGCCAGCGGCAGACAAGCCCCAUCCGGCCGAGCAGGGGAGGCUGGAGUUCCGGGACCUGGUAGACGAGGAACAAUAUAAAACAGCGCAACAAGAUUGCGAGAUAAGAAUAUUCACCGAUGGGAGCAAGAUUGAGGGUCGGGUCGGUGCGGCUCUGUCGGUAUGGAACAGGGCGACCGAAACAAAGGCCCUCAAGCUUGCUCUCUCGGCACACUGCACCGUCUACCAGGCGGAACUCCUGGCUCUGAGCAGGGCGGUUGGGAUAGCAUCAGAACAUCCUGCUACCACAAUCGGCAUCCUCAGCGACUCCAGGGCAGCACUGCAAACGGUUGCAAAUCCGAAAGCCUCCCACCCCCUAGCGGAAGAAUUUAGAAGAAGGCACACUCAGUGUAAACAAAACGGGAAAACAAUAAACAUCUAUUGGAUUAAGGCACAUGCGGGGUGGGAAGGAAACGAGAGGGCAGACCAUCUCGCCAAGGAAGCUGCCCUGAAGUCGAAGAGGAGGUCAGACUACGACUGGUGUCCGGUCUCAUUCGCCAAACGUCUGAUCCGGGAUCGGACGAUUGCCGAAUGGGAUAGGCGGUACCAGUCUGGCGAGACUGCUUCCGUAACGAAACUCUUCUUCCCGAGCGCGGCCGAUGCGUACAGGGUCGUCGGCAAAAUCACCGCAGACAAAUACAUCACCCAGCUGUUCACGGGACACGGCGGAUUCCGGGCGUAUCUGCACCGUUUUCGGUGCCGCGAGAAUCCGUCGUGCCCAUGUGACCAGCACACACCCGAAACACUAUUACACAUUAUAUCACAAUGCCCUCGCUUUGGAAGGAAAAGAAUGGAUCUAGAAAUAGAAAUAGAAAUGGAAAUAAAGUCAGAAAAUUUCAAGGAAAUUAUAAAGAAAAAAAAGAAAAUAGAGAAAAAUUUUUAA
Molecule: messenger RNA, 1920 nt
Organism: Achroia grisella
Lineage: Eukaryota; Metazoa; Arthropoda; Insecta; Lepidoptera; Pyralidae
Exons: 1
Coding region: 1-1920 (639 amino acids)
Molecular function (GO): nucleic acid binding; RNA-DNA hybrid ribonuclease activity
Source: RefSeq, a predicted model, not a curated record